CACAGUGCCACCUCAGCACUUCACAAUUGCUUCCAACCUUCACCUCACAAGACGCCUCACUUUCGAUCCUUAACGCCUAAAACCUGUCACACCUUUUGUCAACAGCGCUAGCGGAUGGUAUUACGCCUGGUUGUCCUCCUGUGGUGGUGUUAACGGCAGUGUCCACCUUUGCCCAAAUUCUCUCUCAUGUUCACGCGACCAGGUCAUCGCCCACCACCUCUCUGACCGCAUACAUGUUAAGCUGCUAAGCUGCCACCCACCUUGUCGCACUCCACACACACCCAAACCCGUUCACCUUACCGUUGUUUCUUGAUCGAAAGCCCUCUAGCACCCAGCAUGACCAUCACCAUGGCACCAGCAUCCACAAUCCACAUGCCUGGGUCCUUUCUGCCGAGAAAUGAGGAGGAUAAUCAUGACCGCAACUUUUCCUUCCAAUGCGCGCCUUUCACUUCCUCAGUCUUUUUACCUCCCGCGUCAUCCCUAGACAGCUCUCUCACUUCAUCGGCAUUUCUCCCAAUCUCCAAUCACACUCCACUCUCAAGGAAACGACCUCGGCCACAGCCGCAGUCGAAACAACAACAACAACAAUAUAUAUGGACGCCGAAUCAUCUUGCCGAGAGUGUCCGCUUGGAUGGUUGUGAUGCGCCCAGUCCAUCUCCAUUAAUAGACACCACCUACCGUUUCGCCAACGGCCUCGAUACAGCCGCCGAUCUUGACACACAAAAACAAGAUCUAGAAAGAGAUCGCGAUUAUGAGAAGGAUUGUCGGCCAAAUCGCUAUAUUCGCCAAUCUUCUGGGCCAAGUCAACCGCCACGAACCCCUUCUUAUACCUUCCAAAGUGGUGCCCAUGCCGGCGAAAAGCGAUCUCACUCUCCGAACUCAAGACAAGGAUGGGGCAAGACUGUCUUCACACUUGCUGGAGGAGUCGCAGGCAAGGUUUUGAGCUUUUGCUGGAAUAGCGCUGUCUCAUUCAAGGGGUUCUAUGCUGGUGGAGGCGGUGGGUACCAGUUCGGCGGUCAAGGCUCCGAGGUUAUCGGAAGUGGCUGGUCUCAUGUCGAUUCGACGCAGGAUGUCUUUACCACAGAGAGGAAAGAGGCGGCCAUAAGACAUAGCCGAGACAUGACACCCGUUCCUGGUGGAUACCCGGAAGAUGUCGCUGCAAAGACCUAUUCUGAUUAUUCGGAUGUCCACAACAAAUGGGUAAUGGUUGAUGACUUUGAACCGAGUUCGAGAGAGACCAGCCCUGUUCGUAAGAAGUCCAGGGUUGGGUCCAUCAGUACUCCCACAGCGAAGAAGUCAUCCUUUCCAUCCCCAACGAGAGCCGCUGCUCAGAUCCCAAAUGCCAACAACAGAUCACGAAUGGUAUCACGAUCAUCCGGCCACCGAUCAUCAGCCUCAUUUGCAUCACCUCGAAUAUCCAGUGCCAACAAGUAUACAAACACAAGUCAUCAGAGACGCUCAUCUCAAACACCCAAUAUUGUGCAUCACAAUGCGGCAUCCUCCACAAGACAGCCUUCCAGCAGAGCAUCACUAGCAUCUCCACGUCGGCAAUCAUCAUUCAACGUGGGAGGAUCGACACAGACUAGUUCACAUUCUCAUUCAAACUCCGCUUCCGCAAACCAAUCUCCCGAGGUACGCAAAUUUCAACAAAAGCUCCGUCGGAAAGAGGCACAGGAAGAACAAAAUAUGGAUUGGAUGAAUGAACAAUUACAAGCCAUGAUCAAACAGGGCAAACAAGCAUUGGGAAGUCGAGUAGAAGUCGAAGAGGAUGAUGAGGGUGUUGACGGUCAAGGUGAUAUCGACGAGGGAUACGAAGAAGGUAGUGGAUGGGAGCGAGAUGAUAAGAUAGUGAUGAAGAAGUGGUUUUGAUGGCGGAAAUUGAUUUGAAUUGUUCUGUUUUGAAUGCAUUGCGACCUACGAAGGUUUGUGCAUGGAGAGACGCGACACUUGGAUGAGACGAGAGACUUGUUGUCCAUGUCCACUAAGUAUUCAACUCCAUCAGAUCGAUAUGAUUGACAUCAGGGAUCCCGGACCCUAGAUUCGAUUCGAUUCUCACAAUGUAAUUUCCC
Molecule: messenger RNA, 2069 nt
Organism: Exophiala mesophila
Lineage: Eukaryota; Fungi; Ascomycota; Eurotiomycetes; Chaetothyriales; Herpotrichiellaceae
Exons: 1
Coding region: 337-1869 (510 amino acids)
Source: RefSeq, a predicted model, not a curated record